GCGCGACGGAGCAAUCAUCAAAAGGACGAACGGGGGAUUUCCCAACUGGCAUUGGCUCGUUUGGUCGACUUCAUUUGUGCUUGUUCUUAACAGCUGCCCUAGUUGAGGGUUUGCUUUCUCGGUUCAUCGGUCGGCAACCAUGCACCGACACCAGCAUCAGAGAGGGCAUCCGGUUUCAGAAGGACCCAUUCCAUUCUUUGGAGGUGCCGCAGCUGCUGGAGGAGCCAACGACUUAUUCAGCUCGACUAUCCCAGCCUCUUCCUCUGCGACGUCUGUUCACCCUAGCACAUCCUUCUCGGCCCGUAGCAGUACACAACCAACUAAACCCCCAGUUACAAUUCAACCCGAAUUGGCAGGUGACGCUUCAAGUCUCUUUUCUGGCAGCGCUGCUGACGCCUUUGGAAGUGGUGCCGAUCCUUUCCAAGUGACGAAUUCGUCGGUCUCAGUCCGUAAAUCAAGUACUCAUGCUCCCAUCACUGCCUCUUCCACAUAUAUCCCUCCGCAAGCUCGAAUGUCGUCCGCACCCAAAGUUGAGACAGUGAACGGGUCUUCCUUUUUUGACGACUUUGGCCUUAACAGUUCUGAACCUGUGACAAGCCCGGGCUCAAGUCGUAGCAAUAAAAUGCUGGAUGCUUUUGAUAUUAGCUUGGCCCGAAAGCCAAAAGCUGCGACAGCAUCGGAGUCUAUCAAUAGUGACCAACGCUUGGCUUCCAGUACGCAGAAGACGAACUCCGUGAAGGUCCAGGGGACUGACCUGUCGAAGACGAUAAAGCCGGUUGUCUCUAGCGCCUCCACAACUUGGACGCAGCCACCUACCUCAGCUCCUCCGACUGCAGUUACCAACCAAAUGCAAUCAAAGCACAAAGCACCUAGCGGACCUUCAAUCAGCCAGCCAGCUGCAGCCGAUGCAGGCUAUAGCGGGAGCGAUACAUCUGCCAAUCAGCAGAAUGGAACAGACUUUUCCCAGUAUUCAUGGACGGAUCCCAACACGGGUCUUCAGUAUGACUUUUCGGGUCAGCUGAAUGCCGUUCCUUCCGCACAAUCCUCUACACCAGUACAUUCUAUCGACACUUGGGUCGCCACGCCUGCAUCUACAGUGAAGUAUCAAGAGCCGAAGAUAGCACAUCCCGCACCUGCACAUCCCGGGCAUACCCAGCCAUCUACCAUCGUUUCCACCUCAAGUGUUGAUUCAACUGAUUCAGCUAGCGUCCAGGGUAAGCCUUUGCUUAACGAAAAGAAUCAUUUGGCGGCCAGACAUGAGGACUCUUGUCAGAGCUUCAAGGAUCAGGUGUCCGUGGAGACUCCGGCUAUUAUUCCUUCUGUUACUGAAAACGCGGAAGGUGCCUUCAUGGAAACACCAGCAUUUUUCUCCGCCAAGAUGUUGAAUCCGUUUGCCCAAGAGGAUGAAGCAUCUAUGAUGACUAUGGUGGAAGAUGUCUUGGUUUCAACAGGCAGAAUCUCACAAUCUGCUACAAUCUUUACGCCAGGGACAGGUUCCGAGCCGGUGACCAGCUCGGAGAAUAUUGAAUCGAAAAACAUAUAUGCUCCUACCACCAUAGAGCAAGCAUCACCUUCUCAUCACGCCGACUUUGAGGACGUGGACACGAACGCACGGAAAUAUGGCUUGUUCGAUUAUAGUGCAUCUUCCAUGGGAAAUCCACCAAAGGGUCAGGAUGCUGGGAAGCCUGAUGUAGGCUUGGACGAUCUGGACGAUCUGGUUCUUGGAGCGAAUGGUGGGAAUGAGGCGUGCGUUGGUCAGACUUCGAUCAUACCCACAUCCACGACUUCACUGUGUGACUCCACGUUCCCGAUCCCAUCGCCAGCCGGCAACGACUUGCCGGGUGUGUCCACGGACGCUUCACACCCGAGCGUGCUCGGAUAUUAUUCGGAAGACCCUGCUGUGGCCGCUCAGACCCCCCUGGCAUCAGCUAGUGACAGUUUUUAUGUAUCUAGCGGAGCUCAUCGUGAUUCCAUGGAUUUGCUGUCCGACGUCUCUACAUUUGCUCAAGGGUUUGGAAGCGAGACACCUGGCCCAACACAAGCCUCCCAUGUCUAUGGCGUGUCCGGAAUAUCUUCGCAUGAGGAGGGAAGGCUUCAGGAGGGAUACCACGGAAACUACAGUGCCUUUGGAACCGACAUACCUGACCCAACACAAGCCUCCCAUACCUAUGGCGCGUCCGGAACAUCUUCGCAUGAGGAGGGAAGUCUUCAGGGGGGAUACCACGGAAACUACAAUGCCUUUGGAACCGACAUCCCUGGUCCAACACAAGCCUCUCAACCCUAUGGCGUGUCCGGAACAUCGUCGCAUGAGGAGGGAAGUCUUCAGGGGGUAUACCACGGAAACUACAGUGCCUUUGGAACCGACAUACCUGACCCAACACAAGCCUCCCAUACCUAUGGCGUGUCCGGAACAUCGUCGCAUGAGGAGGGAAGUCUUCAGGGGGUAUACCACGGAAACUACAGUGACUUUGGAACCGACAUACCUGACCCAACACAAGCCUCCCAUACCUAUGGCGUGUCCGGAACAUCUUCGCAUGAAGAGGGAAGUCUUCAGGAGGGAUACUACGGAAACUACAGUGCCUUUGGUUCAACACGGGUUAUGGAACCCAACGAUUUACCGGCAUAUGGACAUUACAUGGAAGGGCAGAAUGGGACAUCCCAAGCAAACGGGGAUCUGAGUAUGAAGCCUUCACAGUCAACGCAGUCUUUAAAUAGCGCGCAAAUCAUGUCUCCAGAUUUCGAUCAACGGAGCAAUGUAAGUGUUAAUAGCAGCGUGUCAAAUCGACUGGAAUACAUUGCAUGUCCGAAAUGCAGCAAGAGGAACGACACCGAGUCAAAUUUUUGCAGCAAAUGCGGAACUUCCAUAGCUGGGCUCGCCUCUUUCUCGAGCAAUCCACCGCGUGAUCCGGGGGUGUUUCGACAAUACGGGGGCCACGAGGCCCCAUUUCGCACCACCACACCGGGUGUCCCGGUUCGCACGACUACUCCAGGAGUCGAGUCUGUCGGAGACAUUGGACGUCCCCCUUCCGUUCCUCCCAGUCUAUCUGCGGUGACGUCUACUACGACGGGUACAAAUAUCUAUCGUAGCAGCGCACCACGGCGGACGAAGACGCCAAUGUACGGUCAAACAGGGUUAUCGGGCUAUGCUUCAGCUUAUCCAGGUACCGAUUCGCACGGGCGUGCAUCCCCGGUUCCGCACCAGUACCCGAAUGCCCAGGGUUCAACUUACGGAGUAAAGUUACCUUCAGAGCCGCAGGCACCCGAAUUUCAGGAUCCUCUUGGUCGUCAUCGUGGGCACUGCGUCGCUGUUUUCGGUUCUGGUGGAAAACUUUUCAUCACUGGACCCAAGCGGCAGAAUCGCUACAUAACUGAUUCACAGGGUCGACCAUCGAUGAUGGAAAAAUCGUAUCCUGGGCCGAUGUGUGUGAUCCCCGUGCACAAGGUUGUCGACAAUGCGUGGAUACAGGAAAUUUUAAAGGUGCCUGGCCCAUUGGUGGGGUCAAAAAUCAAACACAAGAAGAAGGAUGUGCUGAAGUUUGCCGAGGACAUGAUAAAAGCCGCUGAGACUGAUCGCGACAGAGCCGCGACUGACUUGCAGGCAAAGUUACGGGAUGGAAUGGGAGCGUCCGUGGACGAGGAUAAGGCCUUGGAUGAGCUUGAAGAUGGCGUGGCCUUGGUCAAAUUGAUCAAGAUGCUUGUUGACAACGAUGGGACCCUUCUAUCUGCGCCGGCGGCGAAGAUAGAUUCUAUCACCCAACAAAUCCGGGAGGUGCUUGCUGUUCCAACCCUUUUCGAAGGCUCUGUCAUGGACAGAAUACAGGCAGCUCUUGUGCAAGGAGAUCGAGAGGGAGCAUGCAACCUGGCAGUUGGAGCGAAUCUCUGGCCACACGCAUUAGUAGUUGCUACCAAUAUCAGCAAGGAGACUUAUUGCGACGUUAUCAUGCAGUUUGCUCGUUCCGAGUUUACCGCGGGUGGCUUGAGUACCAAUGAAGGAAGAACGGGCGGUGCAGUAGAGCAUGUGGAUAGACCUGGACUCCGAGUUUUGUUUGCUCUCUUUGGAGGCAUGGGCCCAACCGCUAUAACUCCAUCUUUACAGUAUCUUUCCAAGUGGGGAGAAAUCCUCUGCCUUAUCUUGUCAAAUCGGACUCCCAACGAUUUGAGCGCGGUUGCAAUGUUGGGUGACCGGCUGCACUCCUAUGGGAAGAAGAAUGCCGCACAAUGCUGUUAUCUUUUGGCAUCGCUGCCGAACACUGUUGGAGGGAUUGAUUCGCCACAGGCCCGCGUAGUGUUGCUAGGUGCAGAUCACCGUACAUACCCGGGAACUUUCUUCCGUUCCUUGGACGCCUUGCAGAAAACCGAGAUCUUUGAAUUUUCCCAAAGCUUAUGGAAUAAUCUCGGUGUAGCCAACAGCCUUCCUCAUUUGCAGGCCUUCAAAAUAUGGUACGCCUCUCUACUGGCUGAUCUUGGUCUGAAUGAACAAGCGGCAAAGUACUGCGAGAGCGUCGAGCAUGUGGUCAAAACAUACGCACGGGGUAGUCCCUAUUUCCAUCGUACUUUUGGAGAGGUUCUGGGCCUACUGAGUGGCCGGCUGGCCGCCGCUCAGUCUGGAAAUGUGACUUCCGAGAAGGAAGGCAGUAGCUGGUUGAGUAAGCUUAGUAGUAUUGGAGCUCGUGGCUUGGACAGGUUUAUGAACAACGCGCUUGGGGAAGCGGACACUGCUACCUCCGUUGCAGCAGCCGCUACACCAUUAUCGUCUGCUGGGCACGUUGGCAGAACCACACCUGGGCCGUUGUCAGCCCCUCUGUAUGGAAGCGCUUCACCCAUGACUCUGCCAGUGGACCCAAGACCAUCCUCCACACCCGUAAUCAGCGCAGAGCCCGGGGAAGCAGGGUAUUCUCAACUAGCAGGAGCGGGAUAUGCUGCCGUAGAUCAGGGCGCGAUGUCAGUUGCAACAGUACCGAUGUUUUAUCAUCAACCAUAUUCCGCUACGAACAACUAUGACGGGGCGACAGCUGUAACAAGCCAGGAGGCGGCUAAUGGUACCGAGCCGGUUUCCGUCACUCAAAACGGAUAUGGCUACGCGACAGGGUACGGUCAUGAUACAAACGAUUGGCAAGGACAUGGAGACCAGGCUCUCGCGUGGCAAGGACAAGGCCAAGAAUCGUAUGGGUAUCAGCAGUAUGGAUACAAUGACCAGAGCUACGCCGGCGAACCCCAUCAGCAAGCGUAUGCCGAUAUUGCACACAAUGCACCGCAACAAACUGGAUCGGAUCAAACGCUUGCAGGACAGCACGAUGGAAAACCUCUUAAUGAAGCUGGAGAAGCAGACCAAAGUCUGCAGCAACAGUAUGACCAGCAGGGGUAUUACCAACCUGAAUACGCACCGCAGCACUACGAUCAAUCACAGACGGGCUAUGCGCAAUAUUCAUACGGGGAGCAAAAUGCACAGGGGGGAAUCCAAGGGGAGUAUAGUCAACUACCCGAGAAUUCGGCCCAAUUCGGUUACCCUUCAUACGAGCAGGGCUUUGGAACUGAUGAAUUGGCCGUCUCGGACCAGAAGGAAAGCUCAUCAACGCAGCAAACACAGCCGGUCCAAUGGAAUUCAUACUACGGCGGUUCGUAUGCCGAGCCGCAGCAAGUCACUCAACAGGCACAAGCGGCAGUACCUGAGUCGCAAUCGCAACCAGCUCCCGCUGGUGUCAUAGAAGAAGAAGAUCCGUUGGGACUAGGUAAUUCAGCUGUGCGACGGGACAAGGAAAAAGCUUCAACUCAGACAACCGCUACCGAACCUACGUCAACUGAACAACCAGCAGAGCAAAGUAAAUCAGAAAGCGAGGCUGCUAAAUCCGAUGCAAGCAAGUCAAGAGGACUGUUCUCGGCUUUCGGAUCGUUAUUCUCGGGGCGGCGUCGAGGAAGUGAUGAUGCACAAACAAAAGAAGGGUCUGGCCCGAAAAAGGCUAACCUUGGGGAGAAAAAUGCCUUCUACUAUGAUGAGAAGAAGAAAAAGUGGGUGAAUAAAAAUGCGGAUGCGAAGGAAGAACAGAGUACAGAACUACCGCCGCCGCCAAUGGCAAAGUCGAUGUCGGCUCCGGUCUCGAGGUUGGGAACUCCUGGACUCCCACCUGCCUCUGGAGCACCUGUAAAUGCGGAUGUUUCCCGCCCGCCCAGUGCACCUGGCUCCGCUCAGCCGUCACCGGCUCCGUCACCCGCUCUAGACAAUCCGGCGUUUGGCGCUGCACUGGCAGGCAAGCGAUCUGGUGCUGGACGGAGAGGUGCACGGAAUCGGUAUGUAGACGUUUUCAACCCAGAUGGCAAUAAAAGUGGUACCAGCAGCCCUGCGCCGGCCAUGAACUUCAUCCCAACAGCUACGUUUGGAACAAGUAGCAAUGCCGAACCUAAAAUUCUCAAGCCUGCCUCGCCGGCACCAAUGGGACAUUCAUCUUAUGCAAACUUCCACGAUGGGAGCAGCGGUCCUCAACACGAGAACACUAACCACCCAGUAAAUGCUGGACUUGGGACAUCGUCCACUAGUCAAACCAGCUUGAAAGCUCCAGAGCCACCAAUCGGACAUAGACAACCAACCCCGCAAGGGAUGAACCCAAGAUAUGCAUAUGGCAGUGGAUAUAUAUCGCCGAACCUUAGUGAAAACCGAUAUGGGGCUUUCAGCCCAGUGUACGGAGAGGGAGGGUCACGGAGAGGGUCAGAAACAGAUAGGAAGUUGCCAAUGUCGCCAAAAGCAAGUCAUGGAGGCGGUGCUGCCCCACCGGAUAUCUAA
Molecule: messenger RNA, 6775 nt
Organism: Spizellomyces punctatus DAOM BR117
Lineage: Eukaryota; Fungi; Chytridiomycota; Chytridiomycetes; Spizellomycetales; Spizellomycetaceae
Exons: 7
Coding region: 140-6775 (2211 amino acids)
Biological process (GO): Golgi organization; autophagy; COPII vesicle coat assembly
Cellular component (GO): endoplasmic reticulum exit site; ER to Golgi transport vesicle membrane
Source: RefSeq, a predicted model, not a curated record